UUAAGGGGAGACAGGCGGGAAGGGGGCUGGGGAAAGCCCGAGGGAGGAGGAGAAGGAGGGAGGAACUUCCCAAAGUUGCAAAAACAUGGCUACCUUGCCUGCGGAGCCGAGCGCGGGGCCGGCGGCCGGGGGGGAGGCGGUGGCGGCGGCGGCGACCGAAGAGGAGGAGGAGGAAGCGCGCCAGCUCCUGCAGACUUUGCAGGCGGCCGAGGGUGAGGCGGCGGAACGGGCCCGCGGCCGCGCGCUGGGUGCAGUGGACAAAUACCGGCUGCGCAAGAAGUUCCCGCUGCCCAAGACCAUCUGGGACGGCGAGGAGACGGUCUACUGCUUCAAGGAGCGCUCCCGCGCCGCGCUCAAGGCCUGCUACCGCGGCAACCGCUACCCCACGCCGGACGAGAAGCGCCGCCUGGCCACGCUCACCGGCCUCUCGCUCACGCAGGUCAGCAACUGGUUCAAGAACCGGCGACAACGCGACCGGACCGGGAGUGGCGGCAGCGCGCCCUGCAAAAGCGAGUCAGAUGGGAACCCCACAACUGAGGACGAGUCCAGCCGAAGUCCUGAGGAUCUGGAGAGAGGGGUGGCCCCAGUGGCUGCAGAGGCCCCCACCGCAGGCCCUGUAUUCCUGGCCGGCACCACCCCAGCAGCGCCAUGCCCGGCCUCCUCCUCCAUCCUGGUGAACGGGAGCUUCCUGGCGGCCAGCAGCUCUCCAGCAGUGCUCCUCAACGGGAGCCCUGUCAUCAUCAACAGCCUAGCCCUGGGGGAGGCCUCCAGUCUGGGCCCCCUCCUGCUCACAGGGGGCGGGGGCGCUCCUCCACCACAGCCCAGUCCCCAGGGGGCCUCUGAGGCCAAGACCUCCCUGGUCCUAGACCCUCAGACUGGGGAGGUCCGACUGGAGGAGGCUCAGCCAGAGGUCCCUGAGACCAAGGGGGCCCAGGUGGCUGCUCUGGGGCCAGUGGGAGAGGAGGUCCCCGGGCCUUUACCCCAAGUGGUGCCUGGCCCCCCACCAGCUGCCACCUUCCCCCUGCUGCCUGGGCCAGCGCCUUCGGCUGCUCCACAGGCAGUGCCACUCUCUCCCUCUGGACACGCUGCGGGCCUGGGCCCCCCUUCCCCGCUGUUGAACCUGCCCCGGGUGCUACCCACCUCACAGGUGGGGGCCCUGCCUCAGGCUGCGGGGCCCCUGCAGCUGCUGGCAGCUGGGCCAGGCAGCCCUGUGACAGUGGCGGCUGCAGCCGGCCCUGCCAACGUGCACCUGAUAAACUCCGGGGUGGGCGUGACUGCCCUGCAGCUGCCUUCAGCCACUGCCCCAGGAAACUUCCUGCUGGCCAACCCCGUGUCUGGCAGCCCCAUCGUGACGGGCGUGGCCGUGCAGCAGGGCAAGAUCAUCCUCACGGCCACCUUCCCGACCAGCAUGCUGGUCUCCCAGGUCCUGCCGCCGGCUCCCAGCCUGGCCUUGCCCCUCAAGCCAGAGAUGGCCACCUCAGUGCCUGAAGGAGCCCUCCCAGUGGCCCCCAGCCCUGCUCUCCCAGAGGCCCAUGCCCUUGGCACCCUUCCUGCACAGCAGCCACCACCCCUUACUGCCACCAGCUCCGCAGCCAGCCUGCCCUUCUCCCCAGACUCCUCCAGCCUUUUGCCCAGCUUCCCGGCACCCCCGCCAGAGGGCCUGAUGCUGUCACCCGCCGCUGUGCCCAUCUGGCCGGUGGGGCUGGAACUGAGCACAGGAGCAGAGGGGCUGCUAGAAGUGGAAAAGGGGUUGGGGACACAGGCCCCCCACACAGUGCUGAGGCUGCCAGACCCUGACUCCGAGGGGCUGCUUCUGGGGGCCACGGCAGGGGGUGAGGUUGAGGAGGGCCUGGAAGCCGAGGCCAAGGUCCUGACGCAGCUGCAGUCGGUGCCUGUGGAAGAGCCCUUGGAACUGUGACCCGGCUGCAUCCAGGCCUCUCCUGACAAUGGUGCUCAAGAUGCGGGCCAGGCCCCGGGGGAGGGGGCCUCGGAAAAAGCUGCUGUGGCCUGAAGAUCUUGCACGUGCUGGGUUCCUCUGCCCACGUAACCCUGCCACUCCCUGUCUAGGGCGCUGUCCCUCUGGACUGGAGGCUCCUGUUACAGCCCUGACCUCGCUGUGCCCUGCCACAUAUCUAAGGGGGAUUUUGGGUCCUGACUCGGGGGCUCUGCCCCUUCCACCUGGUACUAUCUGGGAGCUGAAGGACCUGCCAGAUGGCCGUGGCCCUCUCCUUGUCACUCCUUGAACCUAUUAAUAGCUCCACUGACGCCGGGUGUUCCCAGAACUGCUUGGAAUCCGAGGGCGAGGGCGGAGGAUGGCUGUCUGGUGCCCCAGAGACCGGCAGACCCUCCCUCCCCCAGCUCCUGCCUAAACAGGCAGGGUGGGAGGUGGGGUCCUCUUAGCUCCCCUGGACUAAAGCCCCGUGAUUGCAUCUAGCCCCAGACCAAAGACCCCUUGCCCCUGGGGCACCCCGACCCGUGCGUCUAGUUUGUACCUAAAUCUUUAUUUUUCUAGGACAUGUUAUGCCCCCAUUUCAAGUAAAAUAAAGUUAACAAGAAGACAACAGCGUAGGGUGAGGGCGCCUUCCUAACGGCUUGGCCAAAGGAACAGCACAGCAGA
Molecule: messenger RNA, 2617 nt
Organism: Tupaia belangeri chinensis (Chinese tree shrew)
Lineage: Eukaryota; Metazoa; Chordata; Mammalia; Scandentia; Tupaiidae
Gene: SIX5
Product: SIX homeobox 5
Biological process (GO): regulation of transcription by RNA polymerase II
Cellular component (GO): transcription regulator complex; nucleus
Molecular function (GO): RNA polymerase II cis-regulatory region sequence-specific DNA binding; DNA-binding transcription factor activity, RNA polymerase II-specific
Source: RefSeq, a predicted model, not a curated record